CUAACAUGCAGCCUCCCCACCUUCUGCUUCACCUUUUCCUCUGCCUUUUGCCCUCCCUUUCCCUCAUUCCCGCCGUCAAACCGGAUCUCACCUCCGACAAGGCUUCCCUUCUCUCGCUCCGUUCUUCCCUCGCCGGCCGAACCAUCGAGCUCUGGAAUGCAAGCCACCAAACCCCCUGUUCCUGGACUGGCGUCAAAUGCCAGGGCAGCCGGGUCACUGUUCUUCGUUUGCCGGGUGCUUCCCUCUCCGGCCAAAUUCCGACCGGCAUUUUCAGGAAUUUGACCCAUCUUCGCACUUUGAGUCUCCGACUCAACGCAUUGACGGGUCAGCUUCCGUCAGAUCUUGCAGCAUGCACUAAUCUCCGCAGCCUCUACUUGCAGGGUAAUGCAUUUUCUGGCCCAAUUCCUGAGUUUUUGUUCCAAUUUCAUGACCUUGUUCGUCUUAACUUGGCUUCCAAUAACUUCUCCGGCGUCCUGUCUCCCGGUUUUGACAAACUCCGGCGGCUGAAGACUCUGUUUCUUGAGAACAAUCGCCUUACUGGCUCAUUACCGGAGCUGAAGCUGCCUAACCUCGAACAGUUCAAUGUUUCCAACAAUUUCUUUAAUGGGUCGGUUCCUCGUCGUUUCCAGUCGUUUCCCUUUACUGCUUUUAUGGGUAAUCCACUUUGUGGGCGACCCUUUGAGAAUUGCGCUCGAAAUGUCAUUGUUCCAUUGACAGUGGAUAUUGAUGUUAAUGAGAACAAGAGAAGGAAGAACUUGUCUGGGGCUGCGGUCGGAGGGAUUGUGAUGGGAUCCGUUCUGGGUUUGGUUUUGUUUUGUGUGAUUUUGAUGGUUUCUUGUCGGAGGCAGAGCGGUCGGAAAACAAGCACUCUGGACAUGACAGCCCUUGUCGAUGUACGAGGAGAGAAGGCAGUUAGUGAAGAGAAUGGGGGGUAUGAAAAUGGGUGCUCUGUGGCUGCUACGGCGGCGCUAGAGAAUAAGAAAGGGGAAGGGGAUGACAACGUUGGUGGUGCUAAAAAGUUGGUGUUUUUUGGGAAUGCUGGUGGGAGGGUGUUUGAUUUGGAGGAUCUGUUGAGGGCUUCAGCUGAAGUGUUGGGUAAGGGAACGUUUGGGACAGCUUACAAAGCU
This is a messenger RNA of Cucurbita pepo subsp. pepo (vegetable marrow), 1127 nucleotides long. The record is from RefSeq and is a predicted model, not a curated record. Lineage: Eukaryota; Viridiplantae; Streptophyta; Magnoliopsida; Cucurbitales; Cucurbitaceae.